AUGACCCCUGAACGAAGCGAUACCGCGGCUUCGUCGUGGUGGGAAUGGCUGUCUUGGCGAGGUCGCAAAUCUUUGCCCAAUAAGCCUCCGGAUCCCGAGAUUUUACCUCUGCCAGCUCAUUCGGUCGUUGCCAGCACCUCCAAGGAGGCCGAGGUUCUAGAGGUUCGAACUUAAUCCAUUGAGAGGUUAAUUAGCUUUCUAAAAAAAUAGUUUUAUGAGCUUUUUUGAAGCAUGAGUCCAUUUUUUUACCUAGAAAACUAUUUUUGUGAAGAAUUUAUCAAGCAUUUUUUUGUGCUUUUUCGAAAUUUUUAUAUAUGAUCCUAAUUAUCUUCCUUUUUUCAUUCAUUUCAUCCUCGAAAAAAAUAUUUUUUUCUGAAAAUCAUUCCCCAUUGCUAGCAAUCAGAUCUGAUCUGGAAUGAUUGAAAUUUAUCAAAAAAACUAUAUUUUACUCCUCUUAAUGGAACACGUUCUGAAAGUAGGCCAUUUUGAAGCUGAAUAUCCAUCUUUUUCACCUAAAUUACGACCAUCUGGGGGGGUAGAGGUGCAAAAACUUCAUAAAAAGCUGAUUUUGAAGCUCAGUUUUCAAAAUUUUCUUACUAAAAACAUUCCUUGAUGACAUGCGGAUCACCUCUUAUUUUCUUUCAAUUUUACAAACCUACGAAAACUUGAAGCCUAUAUUCUUAUAGGUUAUACCUCCUACAAAUGGCUGGGAGCGAGUCAAAGCCCUCUACAGCGGCAACAAAAUGGAGCCGGACGUCAUUGAACGGGUUUUUUUCUGAUCUCUGUCAUUUUCCUGAUUUUCUAAAUAAAUCAGGUGGUCCGAAUGUCGUUCCUCGGCGGUUUCCUGAUGGGCGGAGCCACUGGAUACGCCCAAGCCCGGCAAACUUUUGAGAUCAACAACGUUGGGAGGAAAUAUCUCAGUCCCAGCGAUGCGGUGGUGAGUUUUCUAAUAAAACUGAUCUUCUCAUUUUAAAGAUGAUAAAUUCCGAUUUUUCCGAUUUUUGUUCAUUUUUUCUUAUCGUACGGUUUAGAUUCAUAACAAUUUUAGCGCACAGUUUCCAUUUUUAGAUUCUUUUUUUUCAAAUUUUCUCAAAAGCGUUUGAAACAGGUUUGAAACGUGAGCAAGGAUGGUAAAAAAUAAUGUAAAAAAUUGUAAAAAUAAGUUUUGAACGAGAUUUUUGACUUAGAAGGCAAAAAUAAGAACCAGAAUCAUUAUGAAUCCCCCGAAAAAGCUUGAGACAUUUUUAUUGAAUUCCAGAAACGAAAAUUUGACUAUGCAAUCGUUCGAUUUGCCAAAGGCGGCUUCGGCGUUGGCUUCAAAUGCGCCUUCAUUUCUGGAUCCAUCAUGUAGGUUUUUCUUUAUUUUUUGCUGAAUAAGUAUAUUUUAAUCUUUGAAAUUUCAAAUAGUGUUAAGGCUAUAUGGGAAAGUAUAAGGCUUUUCAUUGUGAUUUUUCUGGUUCGAUAGAAUUUUCACUGAAGUAUCCAGUUUUUGAGAAAAAAAAUAAGUUAGGCGCAGACUUGUUCUACUUCAUUUGGGUUUUGGCUGAGUUGGAAAAAAAAAGGGUAUACCAAUUUUUUUCCUAAUCAAAUAUUUUGUUGAAUAAGAUUUUUUAGGAUUUUCGUGCAAAAUAAUUUUAUUCAAAGUUCAAAAAUCUAACAUUGCAUGUUUGCUAGUUAUUGCUCAUAUUAGAUUCUCAUAAAAAUUAGCUAUUAAAAACUAUCUCUAACUAAGGAAUUACUCGGACUCGGUUUCAAGUUCAAACUUUGGUGGUUUAUAGACCCAACUCAGAAUACUUGAAAACAAAAGAGAAUAUCUGCUAAACCCGGUAGAGAACUGAGAAAAAAAUAGUAGAAAAUGUGAAAAUUGGGCCUGGAAAUUUUCUAAAUACUGCUUUUUACCUUAUUUUAUAUUUUAAUACAAUCGCCUUGGAUUAUCCGGCUAUGAUAAACUCUUAAAAAACUUUUUUCCAGCCAAAAGAAAGAGGAAAGCAAAAAUUUGAUAACUUUUAAGCCUAAACUGUUCAUUUUCAAUAAGCUUUUUUUUGAGAAGCCUAUGGGGUUUAGCAGAUAAUCUCUCUUGUUUCCAAGUACUCUUACCCGGGUCUAUAAGCCUUCACGUAGUUGCCUACUGAGGGGAAGUUGUCUUCUCCCAGAAAAAAACCCUGAUUUUUGCAGUCUUCUGACGACGAACCUGUCCGCCUACCGGGACCGCUUCUCCUCUUGGUACUUCCCAGCAAUCUCAGGUGUGCUCGCGUGCGCAUUGCACUCAGGUAGAAACGAGAAGAUCCUUUACCGUGUGUUACUGUAGCUCUAGUUGGCGGCGUCUUCGCCUUCCCCCUCGGCGUCGUCGGCUCGGCAAAAGCCUUCGGACUGGGCGUCUCCUCCGGGUUCGACCUUAUCUUUUUUCGGAGAAACUUGAUAAAAUGUAAAAGUAUAUUUAACAUGAAAAAUAGGGGUUCAUGAGAGUGGCUGUUUUAGGGUGAAUUUUUGAGUUUUUUGCGAGUUUCAAGCAUUUUCAGAGAGUCUGAAAAAGAUCUUUCAGAAUGAAAGUUUUUCGUACGAUUUUUCGAAAUUAUAUCCCAUUCACGGCUAUCUUGAGAUGCGAAGGGGCGUGGCUUGUUUACGCUCUCCACCAAACAGACACUGUCUCUUUCUUCGUGUCAGGACCCUUUUUUCGAUCGCUCGAGCCAGCCGUGAAUCAACUGUAGCUUUGAACACAAAAUUAAGCCUGAAACCCUUAUUUUGAACUGGUAAAGUUGAUAUCUCUAGAAGUUUGCGCUGGUAGCUACCCUCCUUGUCAAAAAUUUUUUAGUUAAGUCAUUUUUUGGGUUCGGCAGUGAAAACUUUCGUAGCAAGUAGCUAUGCGAGUCGAUUGUUUCUGAAUUUCCGAAAAAAAAAAAAAAACAAGUUUUGAUAAACUUUUUGCCAAUUUUCAGCCUCACCCUUUCCGCCGCCGUGCAUUUGUAUGCUCUGGCCGUCGACAAAACCGCUGAUGAAGCCUACAGAAUGUUCAAACGCGAGUAUGAAAAGGUCUUAAGGCGAAAAAUCGUAAAUAAAUUCUAAAAAAAAGUUUAGGAAUUGAAAGCGGCGGCUGCGUGGGACGCGCGUGUCGGCGAGCUGAUGGAAAGGGAGAAAAUCAUGUGGAGGCAGACGGCCGUCAAAAAAUUGAAGCAAAUCGACGCCGAGAAGUUGGCCGUCCAUGAUGAUUGA
Molecule: messenger RNA, 3210 nt
Organism: Caenorhabditis auriculariae
Lineage: Eukaryota; Metazoa; Nematoda; Chromadorea; Rhabditida; Rhabditidae
Source: the annotation of a GenBank genome assembly